UGGCAGAGAGGGGUGGAGGACACUGAGUGGAGGCCAGUGGAGGGAUUGGCAGAGAGGGGUGGAGGACACUGAAUGGAGGCCAGUGGAGGGAUUGGCAGAGGGGGGUGGAGGACACUGAAUGGAGGUCAGUGGAGGGAUUGGCAGAGAGGGGUGGAGGCCAGUGGAGGGAUUGGCAGAGAGGGGUGGAGGACACUGAAUGGAGGCCAGUGGAGGGAUUGGCAGAGGGGGGUGGAGGACACUGAAUGGAGGCCAGUGGAGGGAUUGGCAGAGAGGGAUGGAGGACACUGGAGGCCAAUGGAGGGAUUGGCAGAGAGGGGUGGAGGACACUGAAUGGAGGCCA
Molecule: messenger RNA, 340 nt
Organism: Staurois parvus
Lineage: Eukaryota; Metazoa; Chordata; Amphibia; Anura; Ranidae
Source: the annotation of a GenBank genome assembly